AUAGGAUCCUGAAGCCAGUGGCCGCCACAAGGGAUCGGGACGCACAGAGUCGGGUGUUCGCGUCGCCCUUGUCUCCGCGUGAGGGCAUCGGAACCCUCGGCGGGAAUGUAAACAAUCCCCUCGCGGCGCCUAUACCUGACACCUCCGAGCCCUGCCACCUCAGCUGUUUUUGUUUGGCCAGCCCUCUCGCUCCCUCCAGGCUGCAUGGCGGUGGUGGGCGGCGCCCCCCGCGACCCCAGCGUGGUGGCCUAGAGACGCCCCGAGGCGCCACUCCUCGCCAGCAGGCAAAAGAAGCACCCCAGUGAAUUUGGCAAGAUGGAGGAUAAAUUUGACCCCUACGGCCUCCCCCCAGAAAUUACCAUCCAGCCCCAUGCUCUAAUAGGAAUGAUGGGACUAGACAUCACAAAUAAACCAACACACAAGGCUGUCUGGGAGGCAUUCGCUCUCAACAGAAGGACGGAUCGAGCUCCACUACAGUUCCGCCUCCUCAACAAUGACUUCCAGAUGCCUCCGAUGAAGCAAAAGAGGCAGUCUUACGAGUGGUAUAUCCCCAAAGGCAUUCUCAAAUCAAACUGGGUUCCAAAGUAUAUUACCCACGUCCCGGCCCUCGUUGUGUUGUUCUAUGACCUGGACUGGAACGACGGCAGCUGGACAGAGAAGAAAAAUGAUGUUGCUAGUCAGGUUCAAUCCCUCAAAACUGUGCUAGGUGGGCGGAACAGCCGUAUGGCACUAGUGCUGAUACAGAGUGGCAUCAGUGUCCCAGGCGAGGACACGGGCGCAGCAGAGAAGGCGGCAACUCUGUGUACUGCGUGUGACCUCCCAGCCAAGCACCUCUUUGUCUUGCCACACUCUGAUGUUCACCUUCUGGGGUACACAGUGAGAUUAGAAAAUGCCCUGAGUGAGAUAGCGUGGAUGUUUUACCAAGGCGAGGCCAAGGGCGUGCGGGGCCACCGAGACUUCCUGAACAAGACCAACCACACGCUUCUCUUCGUGCGGCACCAGUUCAAACUCGGGUUCCUCAACGAGCUGAGAAAUGAUGCCCAGGCAGCCAUUAAGCAUUACGCCCAGUGUUAUCACCAUCUGCUGGAACUGCGCUCGACUGACACCAACUUGCAUGAAAUCCGCAUUGUUGCCGCCGUCGUGAAUUAUAAGAUCUGUAGACUGGACUUCACCCUCAACCUUCCCCGAGAUGCCAUUGCUCAAUUCCGCCGCCACAUUGACCUCUUCCGACAGAGAACAGGACCCAAGGAACUGAUAUUUGAACAUUAUGCCUGGCUUUCCAAACAGUACCAGAUCUUUGGCGAUGUCUUUGAAGAAGCCGUGAGGACGGGUCUUCCUGCUGUCCAGACACAACAUCCUGGCUUUUAUUAUCAGCAGGCUGCCCAGUAUGCAGUGUUGAGAAAGAAAACUGCACUCCAAGUUUGCAAAGACAUAGCAGCUCCUGUGUCAGACCUCUUGGAAGGCUGGAGCAAGCUGGACUUCUACGGGCAGCGACCUUGGCGGCCUGGCAAACACUCCCUUGAGCCUCCGGAACAGCAGAGAGAGAUGGAGGGAAUAAAGGAAGUUCAGUACCACGAGGUCAAGGAGGUGAAUCAUUCCAACAUUAUCAUUCCCUUGUUCUCCUCGGCCAUCAGCCAGUUCAAGAAGUACCGGUGUCCUCGCAUCAAGCGCCACCUCAUGGUCCAGAUGGCCGAGGAGUACCACCAGGCCAACGACUCCUCCAAGGCCCUCACGCUCUUGAGUCAUGUGAUGUGGGACUACAGAAAUGAGAAAUGGUGGAGUUUGCUGGAGUCGGCUUCUGUCUUGGGUCUCCAGUGCUCCUUCAACACGGCCGCCAUCACAGAAUACUUUGGCCUGGCGUUAGAGUAUAUGGGGAAGAAACUCUCAACCAUGCCUGAGGACAAAAAGAGAGUGCAUGAUAAUCUUUUGAGGUUGCUUAACGGUGUGGCUCCCGAACCUGAGCCAGGAACCUCGACCAAAAUCUUAACAGCAGCAACAGAGGCCUGGUCAACACUGCUGGGUACUCAGGUGUCCCCAAUCACCGUGGACAUGAGUACCUUAGUGCCCUGUCUAGAGGUCCGGGCAUCCUUCCAGAAGACCCAGUACCAUGUUGACCAGCAAGUGAGGGUGGUGGUCAAAGUAAGGAACACCUACACCUCAACCCUCUUCCUAAGCUCGCUAAGUGUGAGCACCAGUUCCCAGUCUUUCUUGGAUCGCCUUGUGGAAGCCAACCCAGACAAGCUUGUUCUUCCACCUGACCAAGUAGUGGAGGUCCCUCUUGCCUUCAUUCCCCAUGUAGAAGAUGUGGGAAAGAAACUAAAGAUAGUAGAUGUGCGUGCCCAGCUGGGGACGCCAGAGAGCAGUGUUGUCGUUUGGUUGCAGUGGUCAGGCUCUGGCAAUGAGGGCGUCACAGUGCAUGCUGCCAACGCUCCAUCCUUCCCGGAAUUCAGUCUUUUGUGCAAGGAUGACUUUGACACGGCUCUUCCCAUCGCUGAAACAGAAAUCUUGCCCCGUCAGCCACUCCUUCAGGUCACGAUUGAGCACGACACAACGGCCCUUGUGUGGGAGUGGCUGCCCAUCAAAACUCACCUUGUCAACGGUGAAGCAAGUGUGGUGUCCGAUAUCAACUUAAACUUCGGCCUUCACGCCUCCUCACAUUCUAAUUUGGAGCAUGCUACACAAGUUUGUACUGCCUCUAGUUUACAAAGUGACAAACUGGGGUCCCAAGUCACUGGAUUCACCAGUGAUAAUCUAGACAUUGGAGAAGAAACUACUCUGACCUUCUACGUCAAAUCCCUAACUUCAUCUGAUAGAACGUUUUCCUUGAAGAUUGAAUAUAAUGUAUCUGUUUCAUCGGGUGGAACCACAGUGCUUUGUCCAUGCACCUUUGAGAAAACCAUACAGACUCAUGCAAGAAUACCUUUCCAAAUCAGCGUGGAAACUCAGUCCCUCAAGUUUGAGAAGCUGGCGAGGGUGGCUGGAGGGGAGAAUUUCCUGGUGGUGCCACGGAUCAAGUGCACCUCCCACGUCCCCAUCACCCUCACCAACUCCUCCCUCGCCCUGGCCAGCGAGGUUCAUCAGAUUGGUGCAGACUCUCGAUCACAGGUCAUAAAUACAGAGCUAUCAGAAGGGGAGAUGGGCGUAGACUGUUUCUGCAUCGCCGUGGAUGAAGAAGUUGUUACCAAUUCUGCUGUGACCCUGGGACAGUAUGUCUUGUAUUGGAAAAGGUCUGAGGCUGACUCCCUAGAUGUUAGUGUGAGUGUGGGUCUUCCCUCCGUGGUAGUGGAGCACUGGGGAGUGUGGGUGGACUGUGAGGUCGCCCCGCAAGGAACAGUCCGCACACCACUCGCUCUCACCUACAACAUAUCCAACCACGGCACACACACGGCGGAGCUUGCCCUCAGCAUGCAAGUCUCAGACGCCUUCAUGUUUGCAGGACACAAGGAGGUGAGGCUGCGAGUGUUGCCAGGAUGCAGUGAGUGCAUCACCUACACACUCUAUCCUCUGCUUGCUGGCAAUGUUCACCUGCCCAAGUUGUCCCUCAGUGUUGAGUCUCAUUCACCUGGACAGCCCACGUCAUUGGAUCCGCUGCUGGCCAGAAUUUUACCCACACACGUUUAUAUCAUGCCUCAGCCCAAAGACAGUGACCAAGGAAUAUCUUCAUUGGGAAAUAAUCUCUCCACCUUAGUGAUCAGCUAAGUAUGCAGAGUAGUAUAGUCUUCUAUAUUUGAGCUUUUGUAAAUACAUAUUAUAUAUGUAGGUUUGUGGACUGUUAGCUAAUUAUUGCCAUAUAUAUAUAUAUAUAUAUAUAUAUAUAUAUAUAUAUAUAUAUUUAGAGAUAUAUAUAUAUAUAUAUAUAUAUAUAUAUAUAUAUAUAUAUAUACAGGUAACUCGAUUUACAUGAGUUUGGUUUACGCGUUUUUUAAAUAACACGGGGUCCAAAAUCCAAAUAAAUGUUUAAUUUACACGUUUUUUUCACAUAUACGUGAUAUUUUAUGGAGUGGCCAACAGAUGUCUCGCGCAACUGGACUCACACGGCGCCGCGGCCACACAGCUGAGCUCAGUUCUUCCCGCGCGUCACUUGAACAACAAUACAGUACCAACGCUGCCACGCUACUCAACAAUAGGGGUGGGCAGGUAACGGUACUAACAGUACCAGCCAUACGGUACGGUACCGGUACCAAUACUAGCCAGUCGCUCAUGGUGUCCCUCAUUUCUUCCUCACACGAGUGAGGCUGAGACUGAGUGCCUGAGUGGAUAUCUCGGUGAUAUGGAUAUUCUCUCUCUCUCUCUCUCUCUCUCUCUCUCUCUCUCUCUCUCUCUCUCUCUCUCUCUCUCUCU
Molecule: messenger RNA, 4341 nt
Organism: Eriocheir sinensis (Chinese mitten crab)
Lineage: Eukaryota; Metazoa; Arthropoda; Malacostraca; Decapoda; Varunidae
Gene: gry
Product: trafficking protein particle complex subunit 11-like
Exons: 23
Coding region: 316-3699 (1127 amino acids)
Cellular component (GO): cytoplasm
Source: RefSeq, a predicted model, not a curated record